Messenger RNA from Fusarium redolens, 1623 nucleotides. RefSeq names its product chaperonin 10-like protein. The transcript is spliced from 2 exons. Lineage: Eukaryota; Fungi; Ascomycota; Sordariomycetes; Hypocreales; Nectriaceae. Bases 165 to 1589 code for a protein of 474 amino acids. Gene Ontology annotation, molecular function: oxidoreductase activity, acting on NAD(P)H. The record is from RefSeq and is a predicted model, not a curated record.
GAAGUGAUUGGAUGUAGAUCAGGGCAAUACCAAACCUUGAGUUUUCUCAGCUUGCAAUUUCGGCAGCCAUAUCUUGACCUUCGCGCCGGUUUCUUCUGGCAUGCCUGAUUCGCGGAAUUAGAAGACAUUUCUGGAACCCUUGAUGAGUUGUCAGCAAUUAUAGAAUGUUGUCAUCAUUGAGAGAAUUUGAGUCUGAGUUGAGAGGAUCUGGAGUACGAUCUAUUUCGCGAUGCACUAACCUCAACUUGGCUGGAGGCUCUCUCACGCUAGCUGUUCUGCGGAUGCACGGUGAUUUGAUUGGCGGGUUGGCGACCCCAGACUUCUGGGUAUUAUCGCGAAGAGAUCAAUGUGAUUUGAGGAAACCCUCACAGGAAUGCUGUAAUUCAGGUACAAAGAAGACAUUCCCUUCCGAUAUCUUACAGUCUUUCACCUUUACUGUUCAUUCCUCAGAUUUACCUCUAUUACAAGUCAAAAUGGCUACUCAUCUCGCCGCUCUUUGCCCAGGUAAAGGCCAACCCUUCCAAAUACAGCCCCGAUCCACUCCAAAACCAGGGCCAGAUGAGCUUCUCAUCGCCGUCAAGUCCGUCGCUCUCAACCCAGCAGACAUCAUCAUGCGCGAUCAAGGUCUUUUCAUAACCGAGUAUCCCACCGUCCUUGGCUUCGACAUGUCCGGUUUGGUACUAGACCUCGGCGAAAACGUUCCGGUUGGUGAUGAUGGCUUCCAACCUGGCACUCGAGUCGCUGCCUAUUCAGCUUCCGCUUGGAAAGGAUGCGCUCCAGAUUAUGGCCCUUUUCAAGAGAGGUGUCUUGUUCCUUGGCAGCAUGCUGUGCGUCUUCCUGGUCAGAACAUGUCGUGGAAUCAUGCUGCAACUCUGCCUGUUUCUGUACAAGUCCCUCUUAGCGCAUGGGAUAUGAUGGGCAUACCCAGAAUGGAUGACAAAGCUUCAUCUGAUGACUCUCAAGAUGAUGACCGUGUUGAGAAGAAAGAAGCGCUUCUAAUCUGGGGCGCAUCAUCCAGCAUCGGCACCAUGGGCGUACAAACAGCUCGUCUAAUGUGCCAGGAUCCCAAGUCUCCCUUCGCAGCCGUCUAUGCUACUUCUGGUCCAACAAACCACGAGUAUAUACGCUCACUUGGUGCCGAUCGUGCGUUCAACUAUAAAGACCCAAAGGCUGUCGAGUCAAUCGUCUCCGCCGCAAAAGAAGAUGGGCUAGUCAUUCGACAUUGCUUUCUCGCGACCGGACAACUUUCUUUGUGUCAGGCUGUGCUGAAGGAAUUUGUUGAUCUGAGUCCAGCAGAAGGCAAGACAACGGCCAAGAUUGGGUCGGCGCCUUGGAUUCCAGCAGACGCUCAAGACGUGGAUGGAGUCGAGGUCAUUUUUGUGAUGCCGUCGACGGUUGAAGAGGAAAGACUGGAGCAGUUCAAGUACUGGAUUGGUACUUAUUUGAGAAAGCACCUGUCCAAUGGUAGCAUUAGACCUAGCCCCGAGCCAACGGUUGUGGGAAACGGUUUGGACUUUAUCAACAGUGCUUUAGAAAAAAUGUCUCAAGGUGUUAGUUGUACCAAGUUAGUGGUCGAAGUUGGUGAGUAAGAUAGCAUCAUUGGCUAGUAUGAUUAGACAAACG